CUACGUACGGCGCGAUAAGGAUAGGAGCGCUUUCUUCGGCUGAGCCGAGGAAGUGGCACUGGCAGGCCGGCGCAGGAACUGAUAAACCAUGGACAGUUUGUGUGCUUAGCAUCCAAGGGGCAACGGAUUUCUGUGUUCAAAAGUGAGCACACAAAUUGUUCUGAGUGAGAGGUGUCUGUUGUUUCCUCGUUUUAACGCGGAUGCGAUAGGGAUUCAAAAGUGUCUUUGAUUAGUAAGUGAUUAACGGUCGGAUUUGGAACGGCAGUAGCUCACGGAGCGUUUCCCUGAACGGAUCUCAAUUUAAAUCUGGUGGUGGUUGGUGUAGUGAAAGUUUCAAAAAACAUGUCGUUGAGGUUUGACAUCGAUACCGAACCGCCUACGGCGGAGCUGCUCGAGUUUGCCCGAAAGGAGCUUCGCGAAACGCCGGAAGUGCGUGAAGCAGCUAUCAAGGAACUGCGCAGUCUACUCAAGGAAGCGACUGAUCUGCACUAUAAGGACGAUGAUGACUUUUUGCUGAUUUUCCUACGACCAUGCCACUUUUAUCCGGAGAGUGCCAUCAAAAUGAUGCGCCGCAUAGCCGAAUUCAAGAAAAGCUACCACAAUCUGCUGCACAACCUGAUGCCGGAGGACGAAAAGCGUGCCUUCACCGAGCACAACGUAGUGAACGUGCUUCCCAAUCGUGACCAAAAAGGGCGCCGUGUGCUGCUGGUCAACUGUGGCGCCCUGUGGGACCCGAAACAGGUCAGCUCCGAGCAGUUGUUCCGUCUGUUCUAUUUGAUCCACCUGAUCGCUCAACUCGAACCGGCCACCCAAAUCAACGGGGCCGUCGUAGUGAUGGACUUCGAUGGGCUAUCGCUGAAACAGGUCAAAGCCCUUUCGCCUUCCUUCUCGAUGCUACUGUUGACGUUCAUCCAGGAAGCGCUGCCGCUGCGUCUGAAGGAGGUUCACAUCAUCAAGCAGCCGUUCAUUUUCAACAUGGUCUGGACCCUGUUCAAGCCAUUCAUCAAGGAAAAGCUCAACAAAAGGAUGUUCUUCCACGGGAGCGACAUGAAGAAGUUCCACCAGUACCUGAGCCCUGAGGUGCUGCCGAAGAACUACGGCGGAGCGCUGCCCGAGAUCGACUACGCCGGCAAGGAUUGGUACCCUUGCGUUGAUAAGUACAUCGAUCACAUCCGGAAGUACAACGAGUGCGGCUUUGCGGCGAAGACUGAAAAAUGAAUUGCGCUAGAAAUGAAUAGAGCGAACCAAAUAUGCAUCAUUCCAAAGACUCAAUACGAAUAAGGCUUAGCUAAGGAUGAAGAAAAAAUUUCAUUAGCUAGAAGCUUACAGCUUGUUACCUAUUUUUUGUUACCAUUUAAAUAUGAAGAGAUGAAUUUUAUUAUGAAUUUUAAGUGUGCUUUUAUGUCAAAAAAGUUAAACAAUUAGU
This is a messenger RNA of Sabethes cyaneus, 1426 nucleotides long. Its product is annotated as clavesin-1-like. Gene Ontology annotation, cellular component: membrane. The record is from RefSeq and is a predicted model, not a curated record. Gene Ontology annotation, molecular function: phosphatidylinositol bisphosphate binding. Lineage: Eukaryota; Metazoa; Arthropoda; Insecta; Diptera; Culicidae. The transcript has 3 exons. The coding region runs from base 343 to 1218 and encodes 291 amino acids.